Manihot esculenta (cassava) is the source of this 1216-nucleotide messenger RNA. RefSeq names its product phosphoglycerate mutase-like protein AT74. Gene Ontology annotation, molecular function: phosphatase activity. Lineage: Eukaryota; Viridiplantae; Streptophyta; Magnoliopsida; Malpighiales; Euphorbiaceae. The transcript has 2 exons. Bases 59 to 937 code for a protein of 292 amino acids. The record is from RefSeq and is a predicted model, not a curated record.
UCAAGAAACGGUACAGCAGCAGCAGCACCACCACCACCAUUGCUGCCACUGCCCAAACAUGGCCACUUGCCACCACCACCACCACCACCUCAAGUUCCUUCCCAAGCGGAUUAUCCUCAUCCGCCAUGGUGAGUCUGAGGGCAACAUAGACACCGCCGCUUACACCACCACCCCUGACUACAAAAUCCCAUUAACCUCAUUGGGUCUUUCCCAGGCCCGUAUCGCUGGGUCUCACUUGCACAAUCUACUAUCCAAUCACGGCACCUGCACUACCAACUGGCGUGUCUAUUUCUACGUCUCUCCCUACCAGCGUACCCUGUCCACGCUCCGGGAGAUCGGACGGUCUUUUGAGAGGGAGAGGAUUAUUGGGGUUAGAGAGGAGUGUAGGAUCAGGGAGCAAGAUUUUGGGAAUUUUCAGAUCGAGGACAGGAUGAAAGUGAUUAAAGAGACCAGAGAGAGGUUUGGCAGGUUCUUUUAUCGGUUCCCUGAAGGAGAAUCUGCUGCUGACGUUUUCGAUCGUGUUUCAAGUUUUCUUGAAUCUCUCUGGAGGGAUAUAGAUAUGAACAGGCUUCACCAGGAGCCUUCACAUGACCUCAAUCUCACGAUUGUAUCGCAUGGAUUAACUUGUCGUGUAUUCCUCAUGAAGUGGUUCAAGUGGACAGUUGAACAAUUUGAGCACCUAAGUAAUCUUGAGAAUUGUGAGUUUCGAGUGAUGGAGUUGGGAGAUGGUGGGGACUACAGCUUAGCAAUUCAUCACACAGACGAAGAAAUGCAAGAAUGGGGAAUGUCCCCUGAAAUGAUUGCUGAUCAGAAGUGGAGAAUCCAUGCAAACAAGGGUGAUUGGAAUGGAAACUGUCCCUGGUACUUCGAUGCAUUUUUUGAUCAUCUAAAGACAGAUCCGGAUAAAGAAAAUGAUGAAGAAGUGGACGAUUCUUGAAGUACAUGUGAAUAGGCUACCCAGAAAUUAGAUGGGAAAUUCUUUGAUUCAAUCUGUACCAAUUCUGCUGAUCGUCUUGUGUUUAGUUGAUACAUAAUUAACAAAUACAUGGAAAACAUAGUUCUAAUCUACGCAAAUAGAGGCUACUGUUCAAGAUUAUUUAUAGGAAACAUCUACUGCUAAAUUUAUUUUUUUGGCUGUUCUCUGCAAAGUGUAAACACAAGCAAAUAGUUAUGCCAUUUGGUUUAUGUUAUUCUCUUAUUAAUGCUGUCUGUUUUA